This is a messenger RNA of Triplophysa rosa, 2920 nucleotides long. It is a transcript of the gene bmf2, whose product is annotated as BCL2 modifying factor 2. Gene Ontology annotation, cellular component: myosin complex. The coding region runs from base 153 to 764 and encodes 203 amino acids. Gene Ontology annotation, biological process: negative regulation of autophagy; positive regulation of apoptotic process; apoptotic process. The record is from RefSeq and is a predicted model, not a curated record. Lineage: Eukaryota; Metazoa; Chordata; Actinopteri; Cypriniformes; Nemacheilidae. The transcript is spliced from 4 exons.
GCUAGUGUCAAACCACUCGCGCCGAAACCGUGUUAGUAAACACGAGCAUGUUGAGGAGUGAACACGGAUUAAAAGAGCAUUGACAGCGUUUACGGAAUAAAAACAGCUCUGAGAGACACAUUCGCGCAUUGGCGGCGGCUUUGGUGCAUCUGAUGGAGGAUGAUGAAGAGGAACAGCUUCCUCACAGCCGUGAAACGCCACUGACAAACCAGAGCACAGAGAACAGAGACGCCUCUCGUGAACAAACCCCUACCAGACACGGACGGUUCGAAAACAGAUCCACGCAGACUUUAAAUUCAGCAAGAGCCGGAGAAAUGGCACCGUUCCAGGGUCCUGAAAGAGGAACAUCAUCUCACUGUGGAGAUGCGGAGGCCAGGACUGCCUUUAGAGGGCUUUGUGGCUUCGCGUCAUUUGCGACGGCCCCUGGGGUCCCGGAGGGGCCAAGAGCACUUUUUCACGGCAAUGCUGGGUUUCGUGCACACUUCCCCGCCCUGUUUGAACCCGUCCCGGAUGCAAACUCGGAAGAAAGCGAGGUGGAGGAAAGGAGUCCAGAAGACAAAGACGACGAACACGAGGCAGGAACCAGAGUGGAGGUUCAGAUCGGCCGCAAAUUACGGGAAAUGGGUGACCGCUUUCAGCGCGAACAUCUUCAUCUGUUCACACAGCAUCAAAGGGGCCAGAUGGGUUUGUUCCAGCUAGUGACAUCACUGUACAACUUUCUAUUUCCACAAGAAGGACCCCAAAAUGUCGGAGCGCAGAGAUGAAAGACCACCACACCUGUUUAGGACGCAAGUGUGUUCAACACAGCACUAAAAUCUGGAUUAUAUGGCUCCAAAACAGUGGCAAGAGGAACACUGGAAAGUUGCUGCUGGUCGGAGACUUUCCUGCUUUUUCAUUGUCAGAGUGGAGCGUUGGAGCAAGUGUGACUCUUUCUGGAGGUUGCAUAUCAAUAUAAAGAUCUCAAUAAUCUGCCUUAUGUCUCCCCAACAUUUUUAUUCCACAUGAGCGACUCUCGUCAGCGGAUGCUCAGGCAAUGUCUCUGCUGAAGACACCAGAAGAGAUUCUUGAGCUUUCUCUGCUGAUUCACAGCUUGACUCACGAGUGUUAUUGGGAUAGAGUUGAAGAAUUUUGUUCAGUCUCAACGGAUGAUGUCUUAACCAGUACAAGGCUGGUAAUCCAGAUGCCAGUAACGUGCUUCAUAAAAGACAGACGCACAGAAAAACGUUAAAAUGUUUUACUACCUGAAAAUCAAAAUCGAGCCAUUUUUGAUAACAAGAAAGAGAGAGAAAUAUGAUUUUUGUUAUUUAAAACUGAUACAUGUUGGUCUUUGCUAAAGAAGAUGUUUUCUCAUUAAGGGUGAAUGUACCACAUUCAAUUCACAGAUGAAAAAUAUGCGAACUAAACAUCUAGCAUGCUUCUUUGUUGAACAACGAAAAGAUUUUAAAACGUAUGAAUUUGCCUUAAUGAAUUCCCCUGUUCUGCAUUUCCAUUCUGCUGUUUUAUAGCGCGGAUAUAUGAAUUACUUAAUGAUACUUAGAGAUGAAAUUCAUUUCUCUCAGGCACCGCGGUAUAAGUUUAGAUGCCAGUGUUUUAAACCACCUGUUAAAUAAUUGACCCUUUGCUAUGCCCCACCCUAAAAACAUUACUGACCAAUACACAAUACAUGCUUUGUUUCUAAAGCAGGUCUAUGGAAUUGACACAAUAAAAAAAGUAUUAUUAAAAACCUUAAUCAAGAGGCAGGACAUAGAAAAGGGUAGAUUGUGGACAACCGGGAGUUUAAAAACCACCAAACCAUCUUUUACAGUUUAACCCAAGCGAUACAUGCAAUCAUAAUAUUUAUUAAAUGCAUAUUUGUAUAUAGCAAUCACUGGUUAUAAAGAGGAGCUUUUUAUGACUGUAAAUGUAUUAGAGGGAACGUGUCCUCCUCUAUAAGGCAUAAAUAUGCUUUGCUUAAAAACGAGGACAAUAAUGAACUCAAGAGAUGUAGAUUUCUUCUAUAAGCGUCCAGUGAAACGGCCAGACUGCGUCAUGAGCUUGGCUUAUGAUCUGGUGUCUGUUAAUAUUUUAGAGUUUGUAUUUGAUAAGUAAUUAUUUAUUUUCCAUAUAUCUUAAACCUAUAAUGUAAAGUGAAAUGAAUAUAAAUAUGAGAUUAAGUUCUAAAAUCUUUCCAUUUCCGAUUUCUUAUAUGCUUUCUUUGUGGUACAAUCUACUGAGGUGCCUGUACCUUGCAGUUUACAACUUUAUAAUGUAUUUAUAAUAAUAGCUUGUGCAUUAUUGAUAAAGGGAUACAGUUUAUGACAUAUUCAUGUUUUCUAUGAUUGCAUAUUAUUUUCAAUUCCAGACCAUUUUGUUUCUUGAAAACAUUCCAUGGAGGUUAUUUCCAGUGCUGUGAUGUAUUGUUGUCCUGUUCUUUUGACGGGUGUGCCUGUAACGCUUGUGUGUUGAUAUCAACAACACUCGCAGACAAUCAAACAGCUGAAGGUGCCUUAACAGCAGGCAGGUGAUGAAGAUUCAUGACAUCAUCACCCCAAACAGAUCUGAGCGUUGCGAGCGCUGGUUCUUUGGGUCGAGGGAGACUGCAAAAAUGACCUCGACCUAAAUGACAGAGACUAUCAGAUUUAUCUCGCCAGCUGAAGAUUCACGGGAUAAAACCUCUGCCAUCUGAUUCCUCCAGUAUGAAAUGCUGUUACAAAUGCACUUGCUUAAACCAUUUUUUUUGUCAAAGUCGAUAAAUCGAUGAUGUUAUUUGGAAUGUUUACGGGACUUUUUUAAAUUUCGGUACUUUGUCAUAGACUCUGAGAAAUGCACAAUUCUCGUAUUAAAUGCUUUUAUGAAAAUGUCUUUUUUUAUCAUGCAUCAUAAAAGCUGUCAUAUAAAUGCUGAAAAUUUCUGCAAUUACCUGCAUUAAAGUAUUUAUGGA